GAUCGGAGUGUUGUAGUUGAAGUAGCUUUUUUUUUAUUUACUCAGCCUUUAUUAUUCACAUAUUCUAAUGCAUAUUGACACUUGAAAACACCUCUGAACAAUUUAUAUUUGUAGAAGCAUUCAUGUUUAUUAAAACUCGGGAGUUUUAGCGCAUUUAUUUUGGUCACGUGACGCGGCGCUGGCACUCCUUCCGGAGCCUGUUCCACGUGCGCUCCCAGAAACUGUGAGCAGAACACUAAGGCUAUGUUCGAAUUUCCACCCUAAUUCUAUUCACUGAUUAGGCCCAUUAAUGAUAGACCACUCACUCAUUAGCGCCCUCUAUAACGUCUUAUUCACAGAGCAGUCCGGACAUGCAGCGCGCUGCAUUCAGGUCACGUGACUAUGGCGUCUAAGUGAAAACCGUCCACUAAACUCCGGUAAACCUUGAUUUAUGUCAUAAAUAACGAUCAGAUCAGACUAACACACAAGGUUUUAUGAACUAAUAAUAAUCAUACGAGUUUUUGUCACCCUGGAUUUCACGUAAACAGACUGGAUUAUUUGCUUUUUGUCUGAAAUGUAGAAAUUACCUGUCUUUUAACAGUUGGAGCUAACUUGAGUAUUUCCUGGCAACUCGAGAAGACGUUCUUUGGAAGGAGUCAGCCUGAAAAUAAAAAAUUACACAAUCUUUCAGCUUCCAAGUCAAAACUAAGACGAUGGACCCAAGAAUAUCUGGGAGGAAAAACUUCCUUUUCACCUCAGAGUCCGUAGGAGAAGGACAUUCAGAUAAAAUGUGUGAUCAGAUUAGUGAUGCUGUACUUGAUGCUUAUCUAAGUAAGGACCCUGACUCCAAAGUGGCCUGUGAGUGUGUUGCAAAAACCGGCAUGAUUUUAUUGGUUGGUGAAGUUACAUCCAAGGCCAUUGUAGAUCUUCAGUUUGUUGUCCGAAACACAAUAAAGAAGAUUGGCUAUGAUGAUUCAGCCAAAGGGUUUGACUAUAAGACUUGUAAUGUCCUGAUUGCCCUUGAGCCACAAUGUGUAGAAAUCUCUGACUGUGUCUUUGGAGGCAGAGAUCAAGAGGACAUUGGAGCUGGUGACCAGGGGCUAAUGUUUGGGUAUGCCACUGAUGAGACAGAAGAGUGCAUGCCUUUGACCAUACUCUUGGCUCACAAACUCAACUACAGGAUGAGGGAGCUGUCCCAUAAUGGAGAGUGUCCUUGGAUACGACCUGACUCUAAAUCCCAGGUAACUGUGGAAUAUAAAGACAACAUGGGGGCAAUGGAGCCACAGCGAGUCCAUACAGUUGUUAUCUCAGUGCAACACAGUCCUGACAUUACACUGGAGGAGAUCAGGCACCAGAUUAUGGAGAAGGUGGUGAAAGUUGUCAUUCCUGACAAGUAUCUGGAUGAGAAGACCAUCUACCAUCUUCUUCCAAGUGGGAAAUUCCUAUUUGGUGGUCCACAGGCUGAUGCAGGCCUUACAGGACGUAAAAUCAUUGUGGACACCUAUGGAGGCUGGGGUGGGCACGGAGGAGGGGCUUUUUCUGGAAAAGAUUAUUCAAAAGUAGACCGGUCUGGAGCAUAUGCUGCACGCUGGGUGGCCAAAUCUUUGGUGAAAGCUGGACUAUGUAGAAGGGCUCUUGUGCAGAUCUCAUAUGCCAUUGGUGUCAGCCAUCCACUUUCUAUCUCUGUGUUUCACUAUGGAACGUCAUCCAGAGAUGAGGAUGAGUUGCUGCAAAUUGUACAGAAGAAUUUCGACCUGAGACCAGGAGUUAUUGUAAAGGAAUUGGGUCUAAGAAGACCCAUUUAUCAGUCCACAGCCUGUUACGGUCAUUUUGGCAGAGAAGAAUUUCCCUGGGAGCAGCAUAAACCAUUGGUUUUCUAGAAGAUGAAUAAAACUGAUAUAACACAAGCUAAAAGCAUAAAUAUAAAAGAAGUGCAAGUCAAUAUAAACCUUUAAUUAAACCUUGUUGCUGUUUAGUAUAUGCUGUACAUAAGUAAACCUGCAUAGGGGCAUGUUAUUUUAUCGGAGCAAGGAAAAGGUUUGUAAUCAUGACAAUAAAGAAACUUUGAACGAG
Boleophthalmus pectinirostris (great blue-spotted mudskipper) is the source of this 2052-nucleotide messenger RNA. It is a transcript of the gene mat2al, whose product is annotated as methionine adenosyltransferase II, alpha-like. Lineage: Eukaryota; Metazoa; Chordata; Actinopteri; Gobiiformes; Gobiidae. Gene Ontology annotation, cellular component: cytosol; methionine adenosyltransferase complex. Gene Ontology annotation, biological process: S-adenosylmethionine biosynthetic process. Bases 693 to 1859 code for a protein of 388 amino acids. The record is from RefSeq and is a predicted model, not a curated record. Gene Ontology annotation, molecular function: ATP binding; methionine adenosyltransferase activity. The transcript is spliced from 11 exons.